AGUUUGUCCGAUGCCGAUUCCGAAUUAAGGGUCCGAUUACAACUGAAGGAACCUGGGGCGGUACCAACAUCUACAUAUUUUAACACGGGAACGCAUCCCAUCUUCAAGCGAGACAAAGAAGCAGCACAACCGAAGAAAAGAACUGAAGCAAGCCAGCAACGAUGUCCAGCGGAGUCCUGAGCCGACCCGGUGUAUCCAUCUACUACGAAAUCCGCGGUUCCGGUCCACCGCUUCUCAUCAUCCCAGCGGCCCAUGGAACGCACCUAACCCACGAAGACCUCGCCUUGCGGCUAUCGUCCCAAUACACUGUUAUCGGCUUCGAUCGGCGAGGCUCCCUCCGCAGUCGCUUCCUCUCUCCACCGACGAAAGAACAGCAACGAACCCUGCUGAAGGACACCGUCGACGACAUAGUCGCUCUCAUACAGCACCUCUCGCCUGACCAGCCAGUCCUCAUCUACAGCAUUUCACUCGGUUGCAUGCAUGCCCUUGAACUGCUCUGCACUCAUCCAGACUUGGUCCGAGAGAUAAUUGUUCAUGACCCGUGCAUACCAUGCCUCCUACCAAAGCAGAGCUAUGAGCAGGUCUCUGCAGCGUUCCUGUCGACCGUUUCGAUAUACAAGGCCCAUGGUCCAGCUGCCGCCUCGGAGACAUUUGUCCCGGUCGUAACGAGCGAUGAAGACCGUGCGCUGCUUCGUGACUCGCCCACUCAUAAGAAGCUCCUUGCAUUGUCGAUUCUCUGUUUCAACUUCCUCUUUGAAUAUGAGUUACCUGUACUGCUAGGAUACCAAGUACCCUUCCCUGUGUUGAAGGCCUAUCGGGAAAAGAUCACUCUCAUCAGGGGUGAACUGUCCUCAACUCCGUUGACCACUGAACCGAUCACCACCUUAGGUGCCGAGUUAGGCUUACCAGUAAAGAUGGUAGCCGGUGGGCAUCUGCCAUCCGCUACUCAUCCCGAGGCCUUCACAGAAGAGUUAUUGAGCAUUCUGGGGGAAGCAUUGUGA
Messenger RNA from Aspergillus vadensis CBS 113365, 1001 nucleotides. RefSeq names its product alpha/beta fold hydrolase. NCBI's taxonomy places the organism in Eukaryota, Fungi, Ascomycota, Eurotiomycetes, Eurotiales, Aspergillaceae. Bases 162 to 1001 code for a protein of 279 amino acids. Gene Ontology annotation, molecular function: triacylglycerol lipase activity. Gene Ontology annotation, biological process: glycerolipid catabolic process. The transcript has a single exon. The record is from RefSeq and is a predicted model, not a curated record.